AUGGCGCAGAAAGGAGAUCAGCUGGACCAAGAAUCUUUUUCUUGUUCGAUCUGUUUGGAUCUUUUAAAGCAUCCCGUGACUAUUCCCUGUGGACACAGUUACUGUAUGAAGUGUAUUAACAACUUCUGGGAUGGAGAAAAGGAGAAAAAACUCCCCAGCUGUCCUCAAUGUAGACGGACGUUCACACCGAGACCUGAGCUGAUGAAAAACACCAUGCUAGCUGAUUUAAUGGAGGAGAUGAAGAAGACUGGACUCCAAGCUCUGGUGGAUCCCUCCAAGAACCUGCAGGACAACAUCUGCCCCCGUCAUGAUGAGGUGAUGAAGAUGUUCUGUCGUACUGAUCAGAAGUGUAUCUGUUAUCUCUGCUCUGUGGAUGAACAUAAAGGCCACGAUACAGUCUCAACUGCAGCAGAAAGGACUGAGAGGCAGAGAGAGAUGGAGGUGAGUCGACAACAAAUCCAGCAGGAGAUCCAGGACAGAGAGAAAGAUGUGAAGCUGCUUCAGCAUGAGGUGGAGGCCAUCAAUCAGUCUGCUGAUAAAACAGUGGAGGACAGUGAGGAGAUCUUCACUGAGCUGAUCUCUCUCCUCCAGAAAAGAAGCUCUGAUGUGAAGCAGCAGAUCAGAUCCCAGCAGGAAACGGAAGUGAGUCGAGUCAGAGAGCUUGAGGAGAAGCUGCAGCAGGAGAUCACUGACUUGAAGAGGAGAGACGCUGAGAGGAAGCAGCUCACAGACACCAAGGACCACAACCAGUUUCUCCACAACUACCCCUCACUGUCACCACUCAGUGAGUCCACACACUCCUCCAGCAUCAGCAUCCGUCCUCUCAGGUACUUUCAGGAUGUGACAGCAGCUGUGUCAGAGGUCAGAGGUCGACUACAGGACAUCCUGAGAGACACGUGGACAAACAUCUCACUGACCAUCACUGAUGUGGAUGUUUUACUGCCACAACCAGAACCAAAGAGCAGAGCUGAAUUCUUGAAAUAUUCAUGUGAAAUCACUCUGGAUCCAAACACAGUAAACACACUGCUGUUACUGUCAGAGGAGAACAGAAAGGUGACUUUUAUGAAUCAACGUCAGUCUUAUUCUAGUCAUCCAGACAGAUUCAGUGAUGUUGCUCAGGUCCUGAGUAGAGAGAGUCUGACUGGACGUCAUUACUGGGAGGUGGAGAAGAAAGCAAGUGAAGUUGGUUUAGCAGUCACAUACAAGAAUAUCAGCAGAUCAGGUAGUUGGAAAGGAUAUGGUUUUGGAGGAAAUGACAAAUCUUGGUCACUCUAUUGUGACUCAGACAGAUAUGUAUUUUGGCACAACAACAUCAGUUCCUCCAUGUCAGGUCCAAAGACCUCCAGAAUAGGAGUUUACCUGGAUCACAGAGCAGGUGUUCUGUCCUUCUACAGCGUCUCUGAAACCAUGACCCUCCUCCACAGAGUCCAGACCUCCUUCACUCAGCCACUCUACGCUGGAGUCGGGGUUGCUAACACUUCUGGACACUCAGCUGAGUUCUGUAAACUCAAAUAGACUUUAUUUCUUCUCCA
Messenger RNA from Cololabis saira (Pacific saury), 1532 nucleotides. Its product is annotated as tripartite motif-containing protein 16-like. NCBI's taxonomy places the organism in Eukaryota, Metazoa, Chordata, Actinopteri, Beloniformes, Belonidae. The transcript is spliced from 2 exons. The record is from RefSeq and is a predicted model, not a curated record. Gene Ontology annotation, molecular function: zinc ion binding; protein binding. The coding region runs from base 1 to 1515 and encodes 504 amino acids.